Eutrema salsugineum is the source of this 1263-nucleotide messenger RNA. RefSeq names its product PHD finger protein ALFIN-LIKE 1. Bases 190 to 912 code for a protein of 240 amino acids. The transcript is spliced from 5 exons. Gene Ontology annotation, biological process: regulation of DNA-templated transcription. Gene Ontology annotation, cellular component: nucleus. NCBI's taxonomy places the organism in Eukaryota, Viridiplantae, Streptophyta, Magnoliopsida, Brassicales, Brassicaceae. The record is from RefSeq and is a predicted model, not a curated record. Gene Ontology annotation, molecular function: transcription cis-regulatory region binding; transcription coregulator activity; histone binding.
AAACUCGAGACCAGAAGAGAAAAAAAAAAAGUUGCUAUUCUUCUUACAAGUCUCUCUCUCUCUCUCCAUGUCCGGGCGCAUCGGUUUUUGAAAACCAUAUUGAUGCGGACCUUAAUCAAUCUCUAACACACCACCUGUUCUACGUCUUCUUUCGUAUCUCUGCAUUUUUUCAUCUUUUCCACUACAUCUAUGGCUGCCGAGUCCUCUAACCCUCGCACCGUCGAAGAGAUCUUCAAGGAUUUUAGCGGUCGUCGCUCUGGUUUUCUUAAAGCUCUCUCCGUAGAUGUUGACAAGUUCUAUUCUUUAUGCGAUCCGGAAAUGGAGAAUCUGUGUUUGUACGGACACCCGAAUGGGACAUGGGAAGUGAAUCUCCCAGCGGAGGAAGUGCCUCCUGAGCUUCCCGAGCCAGCGCUUGGAAUCAACUUCGCAAGAGAUGGUAUGCAGCGUAAAGAUUGGCUCUCCUUAGUUGCUGUCCACAGUGAUUGUUGGUUACUCUCUGUUUCUUCCUACUUUGGUGCUCGCCUUAAUCGCAACGAGAGGAAACGCCUAUUCAGUCUGAUCAACGAUCUCCCAACUCUCUUUGAAGUAGUGACUGGUAGGAAGCCCACCAAAGAUAAACCAAGCAUGGAUCUCGGAAGCAAAUCCAAAAAUGGUGUAAAGAGAUCAAUUGAAGGGCAGACGAAGAGCACACCGAAAUUGAUGGAAGAGAGCUACGAAGACGAGGAAGACGAGCAUGGAGACACGCUCUGUGGGAGCUGUGGAGGAAACUACACAAACGACGAGUUCUGGAUAUGCUGCGAUGUGUGUGAACGUUGGUACCAUGGGAAGUGUGUGAAGAUAACACCGGCCAAAGCAGAAGGCAUCAAGCAGUACAAAUGCCCUUCUUGCUGCUCUAAGAAAGGAAGACAGUGAGUGAGUCAUCUUUCUCCUUUGCACUGGUUUCAUCAUCCAUAUAUCUUACUCUCUUUUCUUUUUCUUCUGUUAUUGCAAAAACAUCCUUUUUUUUUUUAAUUUAUGAACACAUAACUAUUAUCGGUGUUAGAUUCCCUAAGAAAAGAGGGUUUAUAAAUUAGUAGUGGGAGAGGGAGGGAGCCAAAGAGAGACAUGAGCCGUUUAGAAAGCUUUUGAUCAAAAUACGCCUUGUGUUGUUUGUAUAUGUAGUGACUCUACUUUCAUCUUUUGAAUGUGUAAUCAUGUUUAGGAUAUUAAAGAAUUCUUAUGUAAGAUUUUGAUCUUCGUAAUCUCUAUGGUAAUUUUAACUUU